AUGAGUACGUUAAGCUGGAACUGUUGUGGCUUGGGCAAUCCACAAACAGUUCGACAGAUUGUGGACCUGGGGUCCCGUAAGAAGCCAGAUUUUGUGUUCUUAAUGGAAACCAAGGUGGCACGGAUACAUGCUGAGCGGAUUCGUGUUAGUCUUGGGUACGAGGGGUUAUUUUAUGUUAACAAUGAUAGGAUGAGUGGUGGUAUGGCUCUAUUGUGGAAAAAGAAUAACACGGUACAAUUGUUAAGUUAUUCUAAGAAUCAUGUGGAUGUGGAGGUACAGAUUGAGGGGAAGCAAUGGCGGAUGACAUGUUUUUAUGGCUUUCCAAAGUGGAACGAGAAGAGGGACUCAUGGAAUUUGUUGCACACGUUGAAGGGUAGGUCCGCGUUGCCGUGGGUGGUGGUGGGGGAUUUUAAUAAUCUCUUGUUCCAGCAUGAGAAGAGAGGUGGAAACCCGUAUCCUGAUAAUCUCCUACGUGGUUUUGGGGAGGCAAUUGAUGAAUGUGGGUUGGCCCAGAUGCCUAUGAGGGGGCAUCAAUUCACAUGGGAGAAAGGCAAAGGCACGCAGAAUUGGAUUGAGGAAAGACUUGACAAGGUGUUGACCACAACGAGUUGGAAUGAUAUUAAUCGUCAUGCAUGGCUGGAGAAUAUUCGAACUAGGGCAUCGGAUCACUCGAUUCUUUUCCUCAACAUUAAUGCACCAUGCAUACCGAGGAGAGGAAACCCGAGGGGUUUUCGGUUCGAGAUGGCCUGGCUUUUAGAAGAAGGCUGUAAAGAGGUUGUGGAGACUGCCUGGAAGGAUGGUAAAAUUGAGGGGCUGCUUGGGUGCCAACGAUAUUGUGGAGAGAAACUCAUGCGAUGGGGUGGUGAACGUUUUCAUAAGUUUGGAAAACGUAUUGACUAG
Ipomoea nil (Japanese morning glory) is the source of this 900-nucleotide messenger RNA. RefSeq lists its product as uncharacterized. The transcript has a single exon. Bases 1 to 900 code for a protein of 299 amino acids. Gene Ontology annotation, molecular function: catalytic activity. Lineage: Eukaryota; Viridiplantae; Streptophyta; Magnoliopsida; Solanales; Convolvulaceae. The record is from RefSeq and is a predicted model, not a curated record.